GCGCCAAUCACCUGUUUUUAGUUUUUGUUUAUUUUCUCGGAACUUUCCCUGUGAAUUUUCAAGAAAAUGCAUGAAAUUUCCCUAAAUAUUGAUAACGUUGAACUCUUGACCGAGUUUCUCAACAAUGUUAUCACCACUGAAGUCACCGGAGGAAAAGUAUUGAAAUCGUGGAAAAUUUUUGGAUUUUCCCAUCAAGAUGAAUUUGAUUUAGCAAAGAAGAGUCUCAUCAACAUUAUUACGCAAUACUGUCGUGCCCAAAUUGAUCAAGGAACUCUCAAAUUGUACUUUUCUUACCUUAAUCCAGAACUCCAGGAAAGAGCUCUGGGAAUAAUUGAGAGCAGAAAAGAGGAGUUUCUGAGACAUUUGAUUUUUGCCAGUAUUUCAAUUGAUCAAAAGGCCAUGGAGUCAUUUGAUUGGGAUGUAAAAUGGAUUCUAGGAAGCAGCAGUUCAUCAACUGUCCAAAAACUCAUAACUUCCCUAACUCUCAGUUGCCGCAAGGGCAAGGAAUCACCGCAAAAGCUACAUGUGGAAAUGGACAAAGAACAUUUGGAUAGACUUAUUGCAGCUCUAGAGCAUUGUGAAAGGCAUUUAGGUGAACAAUAAAACGUAUUUUUAAUUUUCCAUCUUUA
Molecule: messenger RNA, 629 nt
Organism: Lutzomyia longipalpis
Lineage: Eukaryota; Metazoa; Arthropoda; Insecta; Diptera; Psychodidae
Exons: 2
Coding region: 67-603 (178 amino acids)
Source: RefSeq, a predicted model, not a curated record